UCCUGAGCUACAGAGUGGUUACGUUGAGCAAUAGUGCUAAUUUAAGUUUGGUCCAAAGGUGAGAGUCUUUAUAAUGAAGUGACGUUGUUUUUGACGGCGACGAUGAUACCAUGAAACUUGUGUGACGUUGUGUGUGCAUGUCAGUGCUUCUGGGAGGGUGAGAGGCAGUCAUUAACCAGCCAGUACAAUGUCCAAGUCCGCUCUCUGGCAUCCAAAGAAUCCUGAUAGCUACCCGAUACAGAUUGACAUGGGUGACCCAGUUUCGGGGGGUAAUAGAUCUGGUGAGGUUUGCAGUGGCCGAACUCGUAAACGAAUUCUUGAUCCUUUGGAAGCUCACGAGGAUGACAACAAUGCUCGCCGUCUUGGAGUCUUCACUGACUGGCAAGAAGCAAUAAAAAGCAUAGGAGUGCCGAGUAAAAAAGGUUACAUAUCUGUAGAAGGAGGCCAUCAGCGACACUGGGAAUCAGAGGACAUUGAUCAAGGACUUGCAGAAGAUUUUGAUGACUCCCUUUCAGGUUUAGGGGUUGACAUAAGCACUGCAUCGUACAACAUGAGUGAGGCUUUACUUGCUCUUCCUUCUGUGUCACAGUUCAAGGAGGAGGCAGCAUCACCGAACCAAGACAAGCAAAGUAUUACAUCGUCCACCCCUGCAACAUUUGAUGAUUCGUCACAAAGCAAUACAACUGACAGGCUUUUCAAGCUUUUGAGCAGUGAUAGUAUAUCAGAAGGUCCUCCACCUAGCAUUCAUCAACUACUACAGCAACAUCUAACUCCUGGGGCCAACCAGGGAACACUGCAGCAUCAAACAACCUCAUCCGCAAAUCUAGUUUCCUGCCACCACACUGCCCUCUCAUCCGUCCAUUCAUCAAGCACAGAUGUCACACAUGAACCUGUUUCUAUCUCCCCUCAAAAUAUGUCUUACGAAGACAGCAGAUUCCAAUAUAUAUUGGGGGCUGCAACAUCUGUAGCAACGAAGGUGAAUGAAGAAAGUUUAUCGUACCUGAACCAAGGCCAGUCAUACGAAAUCAAAGUAAAAAAAUUGGGCGAUCUCACAAGCUGUAAAGGAAAAUUGUAUCAUAGCAUAAUAAGAGUAUGUUUCCAUGAGCGACGUCUACAGUACAUGGAGAGACAACAACUUGACAGUUGGCGACAGAUGCGACCGGGAGAGAGAAUACUGGAAGUUGAUAUUCCUCUUUCUUACGGUGUAUUUGAUGUGAAGCAAGACUCAAAAUCUCUCAACAUGUGUGAAUUUGACUGGGAUCCAACAAAAGAAGUGGGAGUUUAUAUUAAGGUGAAUUGCAUCAGUACUGAAUUCACCCCAAAAAAGCACGGUGGCGAGAAGGGUGUACCUUUUCGCAUUCAGGUGGAGACUUACAACCAGACGAGCUCUGGGUUGGAGCGGUUACAUGUGUGUGCUUGUCAAAUCAAAGUUUUUAAGUUGAAAGGAGCUGAUAGAAAACACAAGCAAGACAGAGAGAAGAUAAUGAAAAGAUCACUCUCGGAGCAGGAAAAAUAUCAGCCGUCUUGUGAAUGUACCAUUUUAACCGAGUUGUCCCCAGAGGCAGUUUAUGUACCUGUGGCAGAGUCCUCAUCACCUAUAGCCACACCCAUAGCUGGAGUUAAAAGUCUCUCAUUAAGGGGACACAGUCCAUCAAAUGAUAUAAAAAGUGAUCCAUCAUCCUCAGAACCAUUAAAAAAUAUUGAAAAUGGUAAUCCACAUGAUCCAGACGAAGAUCAAGAUAAUCCGGUAAGCAAGAUUGAUAACUUUCCAAGUGGUCUCUCGCUCAAGGGGAAACUGAUAUUCCAGAAAGUAAAUAUAUGUUGA
This is a messenger RNA of Cherax quadricarinatus, 1825 nucleotides long. The record is from RefSeq and is a predicted model, not a curated record. NCBI's taxonomy places the organism in Eukaryota, Metazoa, Arthropoda, Malacostraca, Decapoda, Parastacidae.